This is a messenger RNA of Pseudomassariella vexata, 2013 nucleotides long. Its product is annotated as Sds3-like-domain-containing protein. Lineage: Eukaryota; Fungi; Ascomycota; Sordariomycetes; Amphisphaeriales; Pseudomassariaceae. Gene Ontology annotation, cellular component: Sin3-type complex. Gene Ontology annotation, molecular function: histone deacetylase binding. The transcript has a single exon. The record is from RefSeq and is a predicted model, not a curated record. Gene Ontology annotation, biological process: negative regulation of transcription by RNA polymerase II. Bases 140 to 1777 code for a protein of 545 amino acids.
AUUAAACGUUCAACAUAUUUUUCCUGUUCCAUUGGGCGCAACUACUCCUCCGUCAAACCACAGUUCGGGGUGCGGUCGAGGCGACUUGGCAACCCAUUGACGAUUAUUCUCCAGUCACCAACACAUCACAGAACACACCAUGGCGACGGCUGAGACGGCGCAGGCUUUGAAGCUGACCAGAGGACAGUCGCCGCCUCAAUCGAAGCGCGACAAGAAAAGACAGCAGUUGAGCGAUAAGUUGGCAGUUCUCUCGGAUCAAUUCAGCCGCGAUCGUGACCGUCACUACCGGGAAGAACUCCAAAAGAUCCAAGUCGACGUCAACCUUGUUUCACGAGUCGACCCCUACGCCGACCGUCCCCUGGACGUGAUCGAGCGCGAGUACCGAGAGCUCUCGCAAGCCACUGCGAAUGGUGGCGACCGACCCAACCGCAGCCUUCUCGAGAUGGCUGGCCCCAGUUUCCAGGAUUGGGCACACCAAGUUGAGGAUCUCGUGGAACAUCGUGAUUACGAGAUGACAACCCACAAGUUUGAGUACGAGCGAAAGAUGCAAGAGCACUACAACACCCAUGCCUACAAGAUCGAAGUCGCAAAGCGGGAACACAAGGCUCUGUCGAGCACGCUCAAGGAUCGGUUGAUCAACACCAUCACAUCUAAGAAGUUUCGCUUGAGCAAAGAGAAGGAGGCUCUCGAGAUCAACGACAGCUCGGCUCUGCUCCUCCACCCCAACCAGUUCAGUCUGACGAACCCCGCAAGCCCGGGCGGUACACAUGGAAAGCGAACAACUCGACUGCGUAGAGAGAUGGAGGAGAUGCCCGGCUUCUCCGAGAACAAGAAGAGAAAGCGAAAUGGCGUUGACGACGACGGCUCUCCGGCCCCCAUGCGCAGAGCACUCGACACCUCCAACACCACGCCCCUCUGGCAGAACGAUAGAAUCCGAGCCAUGCGCAAGGAAACGGGCCCUGUCUACAGCAUUGACAAGCUGUUUACAGACAAGGAACUCUCCAUGACUUACAACACAGCUGCUGUUGCGGCUCACAAGCACCUACUCACCCGCCGGGAUGCCAACGGCAAUGUGAUCCCGUCCCCUGAUGAGAGCGAAACAGGAAAUGGCGAGGCCAAUGAGGAGGACAAAGACGAUGAUCUAUCGGCACCUACCAUGGAACGCCAGCCGUCGCACGCAACCCGCAGCACGCGCGGCGGCCAGAACAACACGCAGAACUUCUAUGACGACAAGGUGCUGGGCAUGGAAGCCCUGGCUAAUUUCGAGCAUGCUGGUAAUCUGGAUCGAAUGUGUACGCAGGAACCCAAGUUGCCGCCCCUCAUCCACUCCCAAUACUCCAAGGCGUACGUAAAGUCGGAGUCCAACACCCCCACAUCCUUAUCACAGGACGAUGCACAGCACGAUCUCAUGGUCAUGAGGGUCUUCAAGCUCCAUCAACGAGACCACGGUGUUGGCUCAAACCUGGAGGUACCUCAUGGAGGACGCAGCCUGCUGGAGGCCAUGGCGCAGCCGCGGCGGCCUGGCAGAUACGUUGCCUACAUCCAAGGCCAGAGACCUUCUGUCGACCGGCUAUCAGAACAGCUCGGCGUACCUAAUGGCACGCUACGGGAGGAACCAGGAGGUGUUCUGAGCGCCUUGGCUGGAGUUCCUGGUGUUGCUGCUGCAGGUGCCAACCACUCGUCACCUUCAGCGCCGCCCAUGAGCCGGCAAAGUUCCUUUGGAGGUGGAGCCGCCAUGACAAGGACUAGCAGUGGCCGGGGUCGACGAAGGGGGUAAUGGGCUAACGACGUGAUGACAUGGUACUGUUUGCUUGAUUUGAAGAGCGGAACAACCCGUUCUACUACGCGGUGUCAAGGAUGCUACCCCACCAGAACUGCUUGACUCUCUCCUAGCGUUUGGGUUGCCAGGAAAGGCUCAUUACAAGAGGAAUGGCCAAGCGGACGGACGCUUUACAUGGCAGGUUUGCUUAGUGUUUCAUGAUAUCCCGGCUGGAGCCUAACAGCGCAGCCUCG